AUGGGUGUAACCAGUGCCCUUCUGCGAACUGGCGACUUCCUGCUUGGGGGUCACCGCUUCUCCAUCCACACCCACCCCGUGCAAGCUCUCCGAGCCCUUGGCCCCGGCCACAACACUUUUCUGUGGCCUCUGCUCCCUGUCAGCCAGGGGGAGCUCCUGAGCCCCUGCCGGUGCGACGGCUCCGUGCGCUGCACGCACCAGCCCUGCCUCAUCCGCUGGAUCAGCGAGAGGGGCUCCUGGAGCUGUGAGCUCUGCUACUUCAAGUACCAGGUUCUGGCCAUCAGUACCAAGAACCCGCUGCAGUGGCAGGCCAUCUCCCUGACGGUCAUAGAGAAGGUCCAGAUCGCGGCCAUCGUCCUGGGCUCGCUCUUCCUCGUCGCCAGCAUCUCCUGGCUCAUCUGGUCCUCACUCAGCCCCUCGGCCAAGUGGCAGCGGCAGGAUCUGCUCUUCCAGAUCUGCUACGGCAUGUACGGCUUCAUGGACGUCGUGUGCGUAGGCCUCAUCGUCCAUGAAGGCUCCUCCGUGUACCGCAUUUUCAAGCGCUGGCAGGCGGUGAACCAGCAGUGGAAGGUCUUGAAUUACGACAAGACAAAGGACAUAGGCGGAGAGGCGGGGGGCGGGACGGCAGGGAAGCCGGGCCCCAGGACCUCACGGACGGGCCCCCCGUCCGGGGCCUCCAGCCGCCCCCCGGCUGCCCAGCGAAUGCGGACGCUCUUGCCUCAACGCUGUGGUUACACCAUCCUGCACCUCCUUGGACAGCUGCGGCCACCAGAUGCCCGCUCCAGUUCUCAUUCUGGCCGCGAGGUCGUCAUGAGGGUCACCACGGUCUGAGCUGGGCGCCGGGAGUGGGGAUCUUGCAUCGGUGCCUCCGCCAGAGAUGAGCCGCCGCGGCUGCCGGAGACAGGUGUGGACAAGGUGCGGGGCACUGAGGACCGCUGUGGACAGCUGCACGCUGGAGACAUUGUCUGGCCUGUGCUGCCCAUCGAAGGGUAGAGACACCUGGGUGGCACUCCAGCCCCCCGACGGCGCCUCAUCCUCAUCCCGGGGCCGCCGGCGGGCAGGUGGGGAGAGCAGCUUUUCUUCCACAGAGAACCGUCCUUACCUCAGCUCCCAGGGCCUCCGCCCCCCCAGCUCCACCAGGGUGUCUUGGUGAAGGGGGGCCGCGCCAGAAGAAAGGGGCUGUCACCCCCCCUCCCCUACCCAUGGCCACAGGGCAUCUGGCAAUAAGACUAGUAUACAUUGACCUCCCGUUCCUGCAUGAGGGCGGGGCCUUCCCCGCCCCGCCCCCCAUUGCAUGGGGGCGGGGCAUAAAGAAUCAUUUAUAUGCACUCGAGACUCCUUUCUCAUCUGGGGCUUUUCUGGAGGGUUGGGAGGCGUGGGGCGGUUUCUCUGCAGAGUCGCCGGCCCCACGUGGCAGUGGGCUGUGCGUUGGAGGUGUGGCCCACUUGCUGGUGAGUGACUUAGGGUGGCUGCCAGGUGGCGCGGCGCCGAGGCAUCUCGGGUGGGCCUGCCACCUGCAAGUUGUGUGAUUUAAAAAAAUCUCUCUGCUGUGGUUUUCCUGCCUACCUCAUAGGGUUGGAAUGAGGAUAAACAAGGGACAGGUGGAAUGCCACUGUAAAGGAAAUCAGUGAUGGCAUAAAGAGAUUUCUUAGACUA
Condylura cristata (star-nosed mole) is the source of this 1656-nucleotide messenger RNA. RefSeq names its product membrane-associated ring finger (C3HC4) 9 (gene MARCHF9). Gene Ontology annotation, biological process: protein ubiquitination. Gene Ontology annotation, molecular function: zinc ion binding; ubiquitin-protein transferase activity. Bases 1 to 831 code for a protein of 276 amino acids. The transcript is spliced from 4 exons. The record is from RefSeq and is a predicted model, not a curated record. Lineage: Eukaryota; Metazoa; Chordata; Mammalia; Eulipotyphla; Talpidae.